CGUCAAAAGGAGGCGCAAGCAAGUUGUGUUGUUGGAACCUCAGUGGAUGGAAGGUAUCGUGUGAGACAUACGCACAUCCUUAGUUUUACGAACAGGUCUUAUUUUAACGUUGAAAUCAGUAGCAUAUUCUUAUAAAUAUCACGGACUACACAACAGGAUAAUCACACAGAGUAUGAUGACUCCUCACUGGCUGCUGCUGCUGUCCCUCUCGCUGGGGGUGAUGGCGGUGCCUAUUGACCGCAACCCUAACCAGCAGGAGGUCCAUCCCCCUAAGGAAGAGAUACCAGAGGAAAAUGCGGACACAGGGCUGUAUUAUGACCGGUAUCUGAGGGAGGUCAUUGAGGUGUUGGAGACAGAUCCUCACUUCAGAGAGAAACUGCAGACAGCCAACACUGAAGACAUUAAAAGUGGGCGUCUGAGUAAAGAACUGGACCUGGUGGGCCACCAUGUGAGGACCAGGCUGGAUGAACUGAAGAGGCAGGAAGUUUCCCGCCUAAGAAUGCUGCUUAAAGCCAAAAUGGACAGCACCAACACACAGAGUGUGCAAAUGGAUCAUGCCUCACUUCUAAAACAGUUUGAACACUUGGACCCUCACAACCAGAAUACAUUUGAGGCCAAGGACCUGGAGCUUCUCAUCGCUACGGCCACCAAGGACCUGGAGAACUACGACGUGGAGCGUCACGAGGAGUUCAAGCGUUAUGAGAUGCUGAAGGAGCAUGAGAGGAGGGAGUAUCUGAAGGGCUUGGACCAGGAGAAGAGGGAGAAGGAGGAGAAGAGGUUGGAGGAGAUGAAGGAGAAACACAGACAGCACCCCAAAGUCAACGCCCCGGGUAGUGUUGCUCAAUUGCGGGAAGUAUGGGAGGAAACGGACGGUCUGGAUCCACAAGAGUUUAAUCCCAAGACCUUCUUCAAACUGCACGACACCAAUGGAGAUGGCCUGUUGGAUGAGCAAGAGCUUGAGGCUCUCUUCACCAAAGAGCUGGAGAAGGUGUAUGACCCAAAGAAUGAGGAAGAUGACAUGAUGGAGAUGGAGGAGGAGAGGCUACGAAUGAGAGAGCAUGUGAUGAAAAAUGUGGACCUCAAUCAUGACCGUGUGGUCAGUCUGGAGGAGUUUCUGAAGUCGACAGAGAAGAAGGAAUUUAGCAACCCUAAGGAGUGGGAGACGCUGGACGACACCAAGCCCGUGUACACUGAGGAGGAGCUCCAGCGCUUCGAGGCUGAGCUCCGGGACAAGGAGGCCGAGCUGGGCAGGAAGGCUGAGAGUCUGAGGCAGGAGCAGGAACUGCUGAAGGAGAGGGGCAAAGCACUGGAGGCCCAGAAGAGGGAGUACCAGCAGGCCGUUAAGGACAUGGCUCAGAGACAGAAACAGCAACAGGAGACGAAGGAGCAACCCCCGUCUGGUCCUAACGGGGAGCUACAGUUUCAGCAGGGACUAAAGAACCUCCAGCAGGAUGGGCCAGUUGGGAAAGUGCCUGUUGAGAACGAGCCAGAGGUCCAUAACAAUCUCCAAGCCGAGCCGCCACAGAACCUGCCGCGGCACACGUCUUAACGCCGGGCCCAUCAGAAUCAGAAUUAGAAUCCGCUCCUUACUGCACAUCCGGUAUCUCAACAAGAGGGCCCAGCACACGGUCCUAAAGCCCCACCUCUUCAGUCUCCCUCUCCCCACACCAUGCCUAAUAUACUGGCUGCUGCUUUUCCCACAUGUCACAUGAUGUCCAACAGGUUGUAGCUGCUCAUGCUUGACCCAUAAUGUGUCUGUAGCAUAAAACAUAAAGCUCCCUGCACUUAUUUUGGGUUGGGUCUUACCUGCAUUUGUUUUGGGUGAGCUAUUCAAAUGACGUAAUACCUCAACACAGUGUCUUAUGGGUGUCAGCGUCUGCAUGACAUAACAGCUUACAGUGUGUGUGUGUGUGUGGUUUGAUGCCCCGCCCCCCUUCCCCCAUACCAUCUUCUGUUCCUCUUGCUAUCGGUUAGCAUAGGCUACUUUGGCCUUAUGGUCUGCAUGAUGUAGCACUACCUGCACAUUCCCCAAAAGGCAUUUGUGGGCAAACUGUCUCUUUACUGACUGCUGUGAGUACAGUGGCUUGAGCUGUUUAGCAGUUUAAUCACAAUGUCCUUGAGAUUUCCUUUGCUAUGUGUUGAAUGUACUGUAAAGGCAUUUUUUUUUUUAUCAUAAACUGUGUGUGUGAGUGUGUGGAGGUUUAAGAUUUACAAGAGGAUAUAUACAAAAUACUUUUAGUUAAGUGACUUAAGCAUGUUAUUUUGUUCACAUGCUUCUUUUAGUUGUGUGCCUGUUUUUUGAUUUGUAGUGAAAUGGGCCUGUCUGCAAAGGAGUGAACUAACUUACGGAAACUUUUGAAACAAUCAGGAGAUGUGGCGAUAGGUUUCAAAUAGCCAACCAGGUGAAAUAACAAAAUAAAAAAAAAAUUACUUUCAGCAAUAAAACAAAAUAAAUGCAUAGUCAGUCUUGGGUUUAUUUGGCCCAUAUGGUCUGCUGUCAACAGUAAACAGUUAAUUGUUCUGUUAGUUUUUGUAUUACCCAGAAGGCUUCUGGUGGGAUUUGAAAUUCUUUGAAUGUAUUGGAGCUUGCAGUGCUAGAUCCAAGCAUAGUGUUUCCUCAUGGGAAAUAUACAUUAUCCAUUUGAAGCCCAACCAACAGGAUUUGAGCCUGGUAUUGUUCAGCCUAUCACCCAUUUGUCCUGAUGAUUUCAUUAGUUUUUUUUCCCUGUACUGUUUAUUUUGAGUUUUUUUUUUAUUGUCAUGGCUCCAAGCAUAAGGUAAACAGUGAAAUGUCAAUGGCAUUAAGGUUGUGAGACAAAUGCCAUUUUCUUUAAGCCUGGGAUUUUCGCUGAGCAGACAUCCAGAUAUCUGACAAGUGGUAGCAGUGCUUUUUAAAUCCACCUCAAUGGAGAGUUCUUGUCCUGUGGUUUAUUUGUAAAGUAUAAUAAAGAUCUCUAAUGGGAUACAA
Alosa sapidissima (American shad) is the source of this 2968-nucleotide messenger RNA. It is a transcript of the gene nucb1, whose product is annotated as nucleobindin 1. NCBI's taxonomy places the organism in Eukaryota, Metazoa, Chordata, Actinopteri, Clupeiformes, Clupeidae. The transcript has 13 exons. The record is from RefSeq and is a predicted model, not a curated record. Gene Ontology annotation, cellular component: endoplasmic reticulum-Golgi intermediate compartment; extracellular exosome. Bases 173 to 1549 code for a protein of 458 amino acids. Gene Ontology annotation, molecular function: calcium ion binding.